AUGGGCUGCGACUGCUUCGUCAAGGCUUUCGGGUACCUCGGUCUGACCUUCGUCGCGUACAAGGUCCUAACCGCCCUCUACAACAUCGUCUACCCGUACUUCCUGGCCGGCAAGAUCGAUUUGCUGCAGAAGGCCGGCGCAAAAUGGGCAGUUGUUACCGGUUCAACGGACGGCAUCGGCAAGGCCUACUCGUUCGACCUGGCGCGACGGGGCUUCAACGUGUUGCUCAUCUCCCGCUCGCAGGACAAGCUUGAGGCCACGAAGAAGGAGAUCAAGGACAAAUAUUCCAACGUUGAAAUCAAGACGUACACCUUCGACUUCUCAACCGGAAAGUAUGCCGACUACGUGCCACUACUCGAGGAGCUCAAGAAAUACGACAUCGGAGUGCUGGUGAACAACGUCGGGCUCAGCUACGAGUACCCGGAGCGUAUGCAUCUUGUCGAGGGUGGCGUUGAGCGUCUUUCUUCCAUCACCUCCAUGAACACGCUGCCGCCGACCCUGCUGACCGCCACCGUGCUGCCGCAGAUGGUCGAGCGCAAGAAGGGCGUCGUCAUCAACCUCUCAUCGGCCGCCGGCUACAACACCAUGGCCUACUGGGCUGUCUAUUCCGCCACCAAGCGCUACGUCCAAUGGCUGUCCGCAAUCCUGCGCAUGGAAUACGGCCCGAACAUCACCAUCCAGACCGUCUGCCCGAUGCUUGUGGCCACGAACAUGAGCAAGGUGAAAAAGACUUCCUUCUUCACGCCCAACCCUACGACUUUCGCUCGCGCCGCCUUGGACACCGUCGGCCACGUGUCGGAGACCACCGGCUACUACACGCAUCAGAUUCAGCUCGAGUUCCUCUCCGCCAUCCCCUGCUGGUUGCGCGACAAGAUCCUCACCAACACCUCCCUCAGCAUCCGCGGUGCCGCCCUGCGCAAGAAGGAACGCGAAGCAAAGAGCCAA
Messenger RNA from Mesorhabditis spiculigera, 945 nucleotides. The record is from the annotation of a GenBank genome assembly. NCBI's taxonomy places the organism in Eukaryota, Metazoa, Nematoda, Chromadorea, Rhabditida, Rhabditidae.